Sphenostylis stenocarpa is the source of this 777-nucleotide messenger RNA. The record is from the annotation of a GenBank genome assembly. NCBI's taxonomy places the organism in Eukaryota, Viridiplantae, Streptophyta, Magnoliopsida, Fabales, Fabaceae.
AUGGCAGGAAACAUGGGGUGGGGUGUAAUAGAGGAGGAGGGAUGGAGGAAGGGUCCUUGGACUGCUGAAGAGGACAGAUUGCUCAUUCAGUAUGUCAGACUGCAUGGUGAAGGCAGAUGGAACUCUGUUGCUAGGCUUGCAGGACUGAAAAGAAAUGGAAAGAGCUGCAGACUGAGAUGGGUGAAUUACCUGAGACCAGACCUCAAAAAGGGUCAGAUAACACCACAAGAAGAAAGCAUAAUUCAAGAGCUGCAUGCUAGGUGGGGAAACAGGUGGUCAACAAUUGCAAGAAGCUUGCCAGGAAGAACUGACAAUGAGAUCAAGAAUUAUUGGAGGACCCAUUUCAAGAAGAAGACUAAAAGCCCCUCUGAUGCUGCUGAGAAGGCUAGAAUCCGUUCCUCUAGGAGGCAGCAAUUUCAACAGCAACAACUGCAGUUGAAGCAUCAGCAGCAGGUUCAGCAGCAGCAGCAACAACAAUUCCAAUUCAACUUGGACAUCAAAGGGAUCAUAAACUUGCUUGAGGAAAAUGACCAUAGAGUCCCUUCUACAUCUCAAGAGACACAAGAAAUGGUUAACAUGUAUCCAAACACUUCAGAGCAGCAGGGUUAUUUCUACUCUAUGUUCAAUGCCAAUGACAAUGUCUCUGCACCAGAGUCAUCAAACGAAGAAAUUCUGUGGGAUGGACUGUGGAACUUGGACGAUGUUCUUUGCAAUUUCAAUGCAGCUAAUGCUACAAGCAAAGCUAGUUUACACAAUUUAGUUGCUCCUUUCAGUUAA